AUGAUCAUUAAUGGAGAUGAUGUUGAUAGUAUCUCUGAUUUCAAGGCCUCACUUUACCGUACCUUUGAGAUGAAAGAUCUUGGUUCUCUCAGCUAUUUUCUUGGACUCGAGGUCAUCUCCACCGAUGAUGGCAUCUAUCUCUCUCAGGCUAAGUAUGCUUCAGAUCUUCUUGCUGGCGCUGGGAUUAUAGAUAGUCGGACUGAGUCUACUCCUCUUGAGUCUAAUGUUCAAUUUACCCCUAUGGAUGGCACUGUUUUGGAUAAUCCAAUUCUCUAUCGACAGUUAGUUAGAGGUCUCAUCUACUUGACUAUCACCCGACCAGACAUCGCCUAUCUGAUUCGUGUACUUAGCCAGUUCUUGCUUACUCCGAUGCUGAUUAAGCUGGUGAUCCCACUGAUCGUCGUUCUACUACUGGUUACUAUUUGUUUCUUGCCGACGCUCUCAUUUCUUGGCGUGCUAAGAAGCAAACGUUCACUGCUCGCCCUCGCUGACACCACUGCUGAGGUUAUCUCGGUUCGUUGGCUCCUCGAAGAUCUGAGUGUUCCUCAGUCGUCUCCUACUGAUGUUUUUUGUGAUAACCGCAGUGCUAUCCAGAUUAACACUGGAUCAAACUGCUGA
Arachis duranensis is the source of this 618-nucleotide messenger RNA. RefSeq lists its product as uncharacterized. The transcript has 3 exons. The coding region runs from base 1 to 618 and encodes 205 amino acids. The record is from RefSeq and is a predicted model, not a curated record. Lineage: Eukaryota; Viridiplantae; Streptophyta; Magnoliopsida; Fabales; Fabaceae.